Molecule: messenger RNA, 1392 nt
Organism: Aspergillus puulaauensis
Lineage: Eukaryota; Fungi; Ascomycota; Eurotiomycetes; Eurotiales; Aspergillaceae
Product: Ras-GEF domain-containing protein
Exons: 3
Coding region: 1-1392 (463 amino acids)
Biological process (GO): positive regulation of GTPase activity; Ras protein signal transduction
Cellular component (GO): plasma membrane
Molecular function (GO): guanyl-nucleotide exchange factor activity
Source: RefSeq, a predicted model, not a curated record
AUGGGAGAGGGAGAGAAGAACAAGAGAAUGGAUAUUGGUUCGUGUCAUGUUGAGUUUCCGGAGACUAUUCUCUACGACAAUAAUGAGACCAUUGGGGCCGUCAGGGCUGGCACUCUUGAGGCGCUGGUGGACAAUCUGACUCGCCCUGAUAAACUGGACGCCGCGUUUAAUCGGGCGUUUCUGACGACGUACAGCUAUUUUACAUCCGGAGAGGAGGUUCUUCAGCUUCUCAUGGAGCGGUUUGACUGUCUGCCACCUGAAACGCUGAAUCCGACACAGGCAGAGGAAUGGUUGAGUGAAACGAAGCCUGUGAUUCAGUUGCGCGUGGUCAAUGUGCUGAGGCAGUGGCUGGAGAGCUUCUGGAUGGAGCCUUCAGGACCGGAGACGCAUAGGAAUCUGCUGAAGCUUCACCUGUUUGUGUCUGAAUCGGUUUCCAACGAGGCCAGUGCGGUGCAGCAGCUUCUUGAGAUCAUCCGGGGUCGGCUCUCAGGCGUUGAGCGUCUCAAGAGAUCACAGCCCUCUUUCUCGAGUGCGCCAAAGCCCAUUCUCCCCCGGAAGUUGGACAAGCUGCAGUUUCUCAAGAUCGAUGCUACAGAGAUUGCCCGACAGUUGACACUCAUGGAGUCAUCUGUCUUUGCCAAAGUGCAACCGAUGGAACUCUUGAACAAGAACUGGCAGAAGAAAGAGAGUGCAGAUGUAGCUACGCCUGCACCGAACGUCCGAGAAUUAAUUCGAUAUUUCAAUCAGUUGUCGAGCUGGGUUGGGGCUGUGAUUAUUGCAGAAUCAGACCUGAAGAAGCGCACGCAGGUUAUAGCGCAUUUAGUCAACGUGGCCAAUGCAUGCCACGACCUGCAGAACUACUCUGCUGUGAUUUCGAUUCUGUCAGGCCUCGAAAGCGCCCCUGUCUACCGGCUUGCUCGCACCUGGGCCAUGGUCACAGAGCGCACUUGCAGCAUCCUAGAGCCCUUGCAAGCUCUCACAGCGACCGAUCAGAACUACCAGAUGUACCGGGAUACAUUACGCUGUGCAGUGCCGCCAUGUAUUCCUUUUCUCGGACUUUUCCUUAAGGACCUGGUCUUUAUCGAAGACGGAAACCAACCCUGGACGCCAGAGGGUCUGGUUAAUUUUACGAAAUACUCGAUGCUGGCGUCCACAAUCCACGAAGUCCAGCGCUUCCAACAAGCCCCGUACUGUCUCCAGCCCGUCCCGGAAUUGCAGGAAUACCUGACAGCCCAAUUACAAUCCGCCGGCGACGUCCACGAGCUGUGGGAACGCAGUUGUCAGUUGGAUCCGCGAGGACGCGGUGAUGGAGGCCGAUCGCGCGACACGUACACCGCAACCGGAGGGAUGACGACGUCCAUGGUGGUCGCAUGCAUGAUCCUCGACGAUUGA